UGGUUGGCCUGAAGAGAAAAGGCUCUGGGUGACUCAGGAACUUCUUUGGCAGCUGAUAUUUCAACAGCGGGCACACACCCCCUCUUACCAAGGGUACUUCCCCAGCCUUCCCAGGGAACUAACAAGUGCCUCCAGGCUCCCUGCUUGAUGCCACUCUCUGGACCUGCUUUGGGGGUCUAAAUGCAAGAGAGCCGUGUGUCGUGUGUUGGAUAACUAGCGAUGGAAGAAAAAACCUCUAGGAGAGCAGCAACAGAAGAGACAGCUAAUAAGACCAAGUGAGGCCUGAUACCUUGUGGACAGUGGUGUCAUUAGCUGCGACGCCUAAGAUGUCUCAAGAGAUGGGAGAACUCACCCAAACCAGAUUGCAGAAGAUCUGGAUUCCACACAACGAUGGCAACAGCAGGCUGCAACGCAGGAGGGGCUCAUCCAUACCCCAGUUUACAAAUUCCCCCACGAUGGUGAUAAUGGUGGGUUUACCAGCUCGAGGAAAGACCUACAUCUCCACGAAGCUCACACGAUAUCUCAACUGGAUAGGAACACCAACUAAAGAUUGUGAACUCCUUGGAACCCCAUCAUGCAGAUCUGGUUCAUCUUUGACACCCCAGAACUCAUGUCCUGUUUCACAAAGGCUCCUACUUUCAGUGUUUAAUUUAGGCCAGUAUCGACGAGAGGCAGUGAGCUACAAGAACUACGAAUUCUUUCUCCCAGACAACAUGGAGGCCCUACUUAUCAGGAAGCAAUGUGCCCUCGCAGCCCUGAAAGAUGUCCAUAACUAUCUGAGCUGUGAGGAAGGUCAUGUUGCGGUUUUUGAUGCCACCAACACUACCAGAGAACGACGGUCACUGAUUCUGCAGUUUGCUAAAGAACAUGGUUACAAGGUCUUUUUCAUCGAGUCCAUUUGUAAUGACCCUGACGUCAUUGCAGAAAACAUCAGGCAAGUGAAACUUGGCAGCCCUGAUUACAUAGACUGUGACCGUGAAAAGGUUCUGGAAGACUUUCUAAAGAGAAUCGAGUGCUAUGAGGUCAACUACCAACCCUUGGAUGAUGAACUAGACAGCCACCUGUCCUACAUCAAGAUCUUCGACGUGGGCACACGCUACAUGGUGAACCGAGUGCAGGACCACAUCCAGAGCCGCACAGUCUACUAUCUCAUGAACAUCCACGUCACACCCCGCUCCAUCUACCUAUGCCGGCACGGUGAGAGUGAACUCAACCUCAGAGGCCGCAUUGGAGGUGACUCUGGCCUCUCAGCUCAGGGCAAGCAGUAUGCCUAUGCCCUGGCCAACUUCAUUCAGUCCCAGGGCAUCAGCUCCCUGAAGGUGUGGACCAGCCACAUGAAGAGGACUAUCCAGACAGCUGAAGCCCUGGGUGUUCCCUAUGAGCAGUGGAAGGCCCUGAAUGAGAUUGAUGCGGUGAGAUGGAGGCGGAUGGAUUUCCCGGGUGUCUGUGAGGAGAUGACCUACGAAGAAAUCCAAGAACACUACCCUGAAGAAUUUGCACUACGAGACCAAGAUAAAUAUCGCUACCGCUAUCCCAAGGGAGAGUCCUAUGAGGAUCUGGUCCAGCGUCUGGAGCCAGUUAUAAUGGAGCUAGAACGGCAGGAAAAUGUAUUGGUGAUCUGCCACCAGGCUGUCAUGCGGUGCCUCCUGGCCUACUUCCUGGACAAGAGCUCAGACCCCUCAGAUCCAAAAGAAUUCUAGGCAUGGCCCCUCUGAUGUUCUUGCCCUUCAAUCCUCAUGAUUCACCCAUACCAGGAAGCCCUCCCUUGAGAACCACUCUACCAAGGUCAAUAGGAAGAGACAAGCAACAACAGGGAAGUUUCUGGAGAUACAGAAAACUUGACAGUAGGAAUGACCUGCCCCGGGCUUCUACAACAUCCAGUCAAUCAUAAUCAGGCACCACUACUAUGUGUAGGGCUCCAACUACAUGUGGGAUAUGGAAAAGGGGUUUUUAGGCUCCGUCUUUCCUGACUUCCUAGAGGAUGUGGGGAGAGGACAGGGAUGGAGUAGUACCAUGGACAAAAGCAGAAGCCUCCCUCCCAUCCCAGCCCCUUUCCAGCUUACGUUCCCAGGAUGCCUGCAGAGGAUUCCUGAAUGCUGAUGAGAAUAUACAAGCUACUUUGUUUAUCAAUUUCCUUCAGAUUGACUCGAAACAUCUGCCAAGUAAAAUAAUAGCCUGUGAGGUCACAAAAUUCAGCCUAGGCAGUGAAAUAAUGCAUGUAAAGCACUUAACUAACACAGCAAACAGGUAACAAAUGUAUUAUUGUUAUCAAAAUAGUCUUUAUGCUUAAUGGGACUCUAAGGAGACAGAGAAUGGGGGAUGGAAGGGAGAGGUGAGCAUUUGAAAUACACUACAGGACAUGUCCAGCAGUAGACAGAAGCCAGGACUAAGCUGGGUGGCUUGGGUCCUAGCUGUACUUGCUGUGUGACCCGAGGCUAGUCUACGUCCCUCCGUAGGCCAUCGUCUGCUCAUUUGCACAGUGAUGGGGCUGGAUUAGGGAGUCUCUGUGGUCUCCCCAAAGGGACAUGUACACCUUUGUUCCAUUCAAGACUUCCCCAUUGUGCCCAUCCCACAGAGGAUGUCCCUUCACCUUCUCCAGAGCAUAGCUUGCUCAUUCAAUGAUCUCUGGGAAAUAUUCAUCAUAUUCUUGGAUGACAUCCUUCAGCAUGUCUGCAGGAAGGGAGAGCUGGGAGCAGCUGGGCUGAGAAGGGGCCACAGAGCUGCAGCCCUUUUGCCAGCCCUAUGGGGUUAGUGUAGUCUGAGUCCUGAACUGUGUUAAUGGGUGAUGCCUGCCAUGACAGAGUGUGAAAAGGGCAGGGGAGGAUAGAUGAGAGAAUGAAGAGGCCAUAAAACUAAAUGGUUACCCCCAGGGCAGGGAGGAGAGGGGAGUAGAAAGGAGAGCUCAGGGAGUAGGGUUGGUAUGACUCUACCUGAGCGCUUGAUGGGGAUCUUUGUCUGGUCCUUAA
Kogia breviceps (pygmy sperm whale) is the source of this 2966-nucleotide messenger RNA. The record is from RefSeq and is a predicted model, not a curated record. Lineage: Eukaryota; Metazoa; Chordata; Mammalia; Artiodactyla; Physeteridae.